Venturia canescens is the source of this 1586-nucleotide messenger RNA. RefSeq lists its product as uncharacterized. Lineage: Eukaryota; Metazoa; Arthropoda; Insecta; Hymenoptera; Ichneumonidae. The transcript has 4 exons. Bases 293 to 1153 code for a protein of 286 amino acids. The record is from RefSeq and is a predicted model, not a curated record.
AGGAUUCCUUAUCGGAUUCAUAGAUACGAUCGAGAUAAAAGAUAAAAAAUUCUAUGAAAAUGGGGAAAAAACGUGAGACGACGAACGUGACGCAGAGAUCGAUAGGAACGGGCGCGUUCGACAGUCGCUCGUCGCGUUCGUAGCACGCCGAAGUGCGGACAAUCAAAACAGACGAUAAUUAAGGCGGUUUGUGAAUUCAUUAAGGGAGUUUGUGUUUUAAUAUGCGUCGAUCUCAAAACAUUUCAAGUCUUGACAGUUCAUAGAUUUUUCAUUUUUACUAUUUUUCAUCAAAAUGGCGUUUGUGCUGAUCCGAAGAAAACAGUCGAUCUACAUCUUGUUGACAGCCCUGAUGUCUGUCGUGUCACUCUCGAUACUUAGCACUGCCAUCGCCACUCCCCGAUGGAUCGAUGCAACUGCCAAUCCCAGAAACUCCUCAAAUCUCGACGUUUCCAUAUCCAACGUCAAUUAUGGACUUUUCAAAGGAUUUCUCACCAGAAGAUUAUUAAGCAGCCCCCUCGAAUACGAUCUUUUCUUCACUUGCGUUUGGGGCCAAAACGCGUGCGCCUGGAGCUGCCAACCGACGGGGACUCUGCGAGAAACCGAGAUUCAAGAUCUGCUGGAUGGGAAAACACCGAGUUUCGCGUGUCUCCCGUACUCGAGCGAAAGGAAUUCAGUGCAAUUUGUUUCAACUUUGAGAUCGCCGGAUAAUCGAAACGAGCGAAUAUUCAGCAACGCUGGACUGUGGCUUUCGACGCUUCUCUUCCUCGCUUUAUCGAUGAUCGCACUCCUCGCGAGCGCAAUUCUGUCGUUGAUCAAUUGCGCGAAGAGCCCAAUCGAAGCGUACUUCAACGUGCACGGGAUUUAUGUGACGAACGGGGUCGCGCUUGCCGCAAACGUUGCAGCGCUGAUUCUCUAUGGAAUUUCAUUUAAUUCGUACGUCAAAAAAGACAUUUCGAUCUACGACACGAUCGUCGGGGACUUUUAUUCCGAAGCCAAGCUGGAUUAUUCCUAUUGGAUUUUGCUGCUGCCGUGCUUGUUCGAUGUCGUCGGAAUAUUUCUCAUCGCGAUGCGGGAGUUUUUAAUCAACGGAAAAAAGGGCGAGACGAAUAUCGACGUCGUGGACGAUGCUCCGGCAACGGGAGUUCUCUUUUAAGGUCUUAUUUACACUUGCAGCGGGCGAAAUAACGUCGUUUUCUUGAUUUUUUUUUUCCGACAAGAAAAUAAAUGUUUGGUGAAAAAUUGUGAAGGAUUUUCGUUAGUACAGAUGUUCGGGUACUCGUGCUAUUUUUUCGAUCAAAAAACUUCUCAAAAUGGCGCAACUAUCCAGCUGCAUUCCAGCAGCACCUUUUUUCGAGCAUGGUGGACGUGAUAACUAAGAAUGCUGAAAAUAAAAAUUUUCAAAUUGCUUCCUCAAGAUGGUUAAGAUGCUUACUUUAUGAAGUAUUAUAUUUUUCAUUUUGGUUUCCUCAUACAGAAAGCUUUCAGCAUUCUUCUAAAAGCUUGAGCAAGCAGUUUGUUACUUUUAAUUUUUUUUUUAAAUCAAAUUUUUACUUAUACACAAUAUCUUACAAAAUUUCCAAAAAUUC